ACAUCUAUUUUUUCAUUGCUGUCGAUUCAGUUUCUUUCGUUUGUUUUCGUUUCUUCCGUUUCCGAAAAAAACCGAGUAAACCCCGUUAUUGAGAUUGGAUUUAACUUAAAAACCCCGACGCGGAUUAAUGUUGCUCGUUGAUCGGUUGGCGUGCAUUUAAUUGUGUUUUUUUCGGGUUUUGUUGCUUUUUCACGAAGCGGCGGCUGCUUAAGUUCGACUGUGUGAGUGUCGGUGGCCGUAUUUAGUGCGUGUGUUUUGUUACUUCUAUCCGAAUGUCUAAGAAACAUAUGUAGCAUUUAUUAAGUGAAAAAAUAACGAAAUCGAGAUACAACCUAUUUAGUUUGUGUCAGUACAGCAGUCAAAAAGAGGCAAUCAGAGAUCCAUCCACAUGAAAAGGAGCCGAGGGAGGCAGCCAAGUUAGCUGGAAACAAAACAACCAUCCAGAAUACAAAGCAAACAAAUAUUCUUGCCAAUUUAUCGAAUAAACAAGAAGCCGAGCCAGAAGAGCUAGCCCCGCCAGCCAAGGGGCUUCUUCUCUGCAAUCAGCGCCCUCCAACGUGAUAUACGUGUUUUUUCGCCCCUCAGUCCCAACCCGAAUCAUGGAGCUCGUGGAGUUCGGUCAUGUUUGAGCGCUUCCGACUGAGCAACCUGACCAGAACCUUUCGCCUGAGAGGAGGCGGCCCAGAACUGGCGCGCGACAAGAAGAACCCACAACGGCAGCAAUGCGUCACCGUCCUGUUCCUAGAUGACAUCACGCACACCUUUCGGAUUGAGAAACGUGCGAAAGGCUCUGAACUUUUGGAGCAGGUCUUUCAAUAUCUCGAGCUUUCCGAAAGGGACUACUUUGGUCUACUUUUUCCCCAGAAGCCAGGUGACGUUGUGAGAUGGGUGGAUGCCCAAAAGCAGUUCAAGAAGCAGUGCAGCAGCGUUUCCCUCGACAACGAUGCCGUUCCAUUAUUAGAGUUUAGGGUUAAGUUCUUUGUAAGCGAUCCCAGCCGACUGCAGGAAGAGUUCACUCGCUACCAGUUCUAUCUGCAGAUCAAGCGCCACAUCCUGCUUGGAAAGCUGCCAUGCUCCAGCAACACCCAGUGCCUGCUUGCCAGCUACACGGUGCAGUCGGAGUUGGGCGACUUUAAUGCGCCGGAACACUUGCCGGGAUACUUGAGCGGAAUGCAGCUUCUCUGUGACCAGACGCCCGAGGCGGAGCGAAAGGUUGGGGAACUGCACAAGUUGCACCGUGGCCAGCUACCGGCGGACGCGGAGUACAACUAUCUGGAGCACGCCAAGCGUCUGGAACUGUACGGAAUUGACCUGCACAAGGCCACCGAUUCCAAUGGCAAAGAGCUGCAGCUAGGUGUAUCAGCGGUGGGGCUGAUCGUCUUCCAACAUUCGUUGCGGGUUAACACCUUCUCGUGGAGCAAAAUGGUCAAGGUGUCAUUCAAACGGAAGGACUUUUUUAUCCAGCUAAGGCGCGAGCCAAGCGAGAACUACGACACUCUGCUGGGAUUUGGAAUGAGCAGCCACAAGCACGCGAAGGCGCUUUGGAAAUCUUGUGUAGAGCACCACAGCUUCUUCCGUCUGAAACGACCGCACCGCCUCUCGCGCUUCCUCAGCAUCAGUCUGGGCAGCAAGUUUUACUACUCUGGACGAACGGAGCUUCAGGCGGUGCAGGAAUCCAAACAGCGUGGCCGCAUUCACAAGGUCUUUGUCCGCUCACCCAGCAAGCGGCUUCUAGGAGCUUCUGGCGGGGUCGGAACAUCAGGCUCCUCGGGCGGUACUCCGAUGCUGCAGCACAGUGGCUCCGAAAGUGCCACCUCCCACAACAACGGCAAGGCAGCUUCUGGAGGCACCGUUUUGACCAUCACGAAGACGAGCCGCCCUCAUGACAACAAGGUGACCUCCAAGGAGUCCGACUCCAUGCCGCGAAAGGCCUGGGAGCAGCAAAGCGACGAGUACGACAUCCAGCUCGACGUGGGCUUCAUUGAACAGUGCACCCGACGAUUCGAGUCUGCUUCGCCGUCACCAAUGCCACCCGCCUAUAGCUCCGGCCAGCACAGUCCACUCCUGCUGCCCACAACCAUCGCAGACGCGGUCGGCCAGCAACAGCCGGAGAGCGGCAGCGAUCUUAUUACCAUCCGAUUGCAAGCGGACGAGCAGGGUCGCUUUGGCUUCAACGUGAAGGGCGGAGUGGACUUAAGUCUCCCCGUCCAAAUUUCGAAAGUGGUACCCCAUACACCCGCCGAUCGCUGCACACCGCGUGUCUGCGAAGGCGACGAGGUGCUCAUGAUUAACGGUCGGGAUGUGCAUGGCCUGCGACACGAGCAGGUGGUAGCCAUGAUUCGUGAUUGCCGUCACCAGUCCAGCGGCGAACUACUGCUCACAGUGCGCCCCCAGCGCUCGGCACCUCUCCUUCUGGAGGAGGAGCCGCUGUACCAGUACGUUCCAGAGAGCGACGAGAUCGGAUCACACUCCAAUCUGCUCGAUGGGGAUGCUCUGUUCACCCAGAGCCUGUUGCUGCUCAGCGAUGGCUUGGCAUCAGGAGCCCUACUAGCUCAGUACGAGUUAAUGUACAGGAAGAACCCUGAUCUGACGAUCACAGAGGCUCGGAAGCCAGCCAAUGCGCCGAAGAACAGAUAUCGAGACAUAUCGCCAUAUGAUUGCACGCGGGUUUCUUUGGUCAACUCGCUGACAGGCGAUUACAUAAACGCCAACUACGUGAACAUGGAGAUUCCUGGCGGAGCUGUGAACCGGUAUAUCGCGACUCAGGGUCCGCUGGCCAGCACUACCACAGACUUUUGGCGCAUGGUGCAGCAGGAGAGCAGCCAUUUGCUUGUGAUGCUUACGACAGUGAUGGAGUCUGGUCGGCAGAAGUGUCACCAGUAUUGGCCGGUGACUGGCGACGAACUUCAGCUAGCGGAAGGAUUCUCGGUGCGCUGUCUCAGCGAAAAACCGGACGAAACUGGCAGUUUUGUGUUCCGCGAGUUUGUGCUGAAAGAUAAACACGAGCAGCGACAUAUCCACCACAUGCAGUAUCUGGCGUGGCCGGACCACUGUGUGCCCUCCGAUCCCAACCUCUUUCUGGAGUUCACCGAGCGGGUUCGCGCCGCCCGGAACCGCACGCUUCUUCAGGAGAUCGAGGAGAGCCUGAAGCAAGUACGUUUGAUGGAUGCCGAUGCGGAUGCCGAUGAGAACGGCGGCAUAAUGCGGGAGCGCAAGUGCGCGGCCAGCAAUGGAGCCACUCCGGAAGACGAGACGCCCGUUUCGACGAGCGUGCAUCAGUGCAUCAGUGCUGCCAAUCCACCUGUGAUCGUCCACUGCUCGGCGGGCAUCGGACGUACUGGAGUACUCAUCCUAAUGGACACUGCAAUGGCUUUGAUGGAGGCUCGAGAGCCGGUGUAUCCCUUGGACAUUGUGCGCACCAUGCGCGAUCAGCGAGCAUGCAUGGUGCAGAAUGUGAGCCAGUACCGCUUCGUGUGCGAGUGCAUCUGCGCCGCGUACAUGAAGAUUUCACGCAGCAGUGCCGCCAUAGACGAUGACGAGGAUUAGGGGCAGGACAAUCCAGCUACGCAAUCUACAAUCUUCCGCUUUAGUCGCCCCAAAAACGAUUCGACUUUCUUAUUCUAUAUGAAACCACUUCUAAAUCUAUCUAAUUGCUAGAACCCGUAGACAUAUGUUUAAAACUGAUUGUAUAUCACUACCAUUACAGAUCCAUAUAUUGUAUUAUCAACUGCGUUUAUAAGGUACCCCUAGACACACACUUACUUAUACAUUAUCUCCGUCAGUCGCCGAAAGUGCUGCAAGGAAACGAUUCUAAAUUUACAAAAGACACCACGGAACGGUUAACGAUGUGAACCAACUACCUAAUCGAAGUAUACAAAGCGGAACAAAUGGCAAUUUAUUUACACCCAUCCAACGCUAUACGUCAAACGCCACCCACAAUUGGCGGUCGAGAACAAUACGCAAACGGAAACCGAGAAUACGAUCCUUAUACACUGAUAGAGAACGAGAGAAGAUAAUACUGUUAGUAUUUUAGCACCAAAUCAAUUCAUAAAUGUAUUUACGCUGAACAAAAUACAAUAAAAUGUUUAAUUUAAAAA
Messenger RNA from Drosophila eugracilis, 4097 nucleotides. RefSeq names its product tyrosine-protein phosphatase non-receptor type 4 (gene Ptpmeg). NCBI's taxonomy places the organism in Eukaryota, Metazoa, Arthropoda, Insecta, Diptera, Drosophilidae. The record is from RefSeq and is a predicted model, not a curated record. Gene Ontology annotation, biological process: protein dephosphorylation. Gene Ontology annotation, molecular function: protein tyrosine phosphatase activity; cytoskeletal protein binding. Gene Ontology annotation, cellular component: cytoskeleton. Bases 622 to 3546 code for a protein of 974 amino acids. The transcript is spliced from 10 exons.